AUUUCGCUCUAGCGUAUUCUGCGGUGGAGUCGAAAUACCCCUCUUCUAAUCGAAGGUGAAAUGCGCUGUGGCUAUCGAGUUAGACACCCAUGACGUAGCACCGUCCAAGCGUCAACUCCGCCCCAGGAAAGUUUUGACCUUCAUACAACCUACCUCAAGAUUUCGACACUAUCUCGCUUCCACCCAUCAUUGAACGGAUAAUCAUCGAUAGAAGCACAUCCAACAUGCACGCGAUGGCGGAAGCGGUGCCGCCGGCCGAAAUUUCUCCUGGCGAGCCUGACCCGCAGACGUCCAACAAGACUCUCAAGCGACGCCGUGAGGCCGAGCCCUCGGACGAAGAGGUGGUAGCAAGUUCUGAGCAUAGCGCUCCCCUCGGCUUUGCCAGUACGCGGGAUGAGUCUCCCUCGAAACGAGCGAAGAUCGAUUUAGGAAUGUCCAGCCCGCCACCAUCGACAGUUUCGCCACGCAACAAGAGCGAGAAGGAUACUUCUGAGCAUCAGGCCGACGGUCUAGUUUUGCAGAGCAUAAGCUCCGCCCCAUGGAUACUCACUCCGUCUCCAGAAGCGUCGCGAUCAUAUCCGUUGAAUUCCUCCGAAAUGCGCAAGGAAGGCGACAGUGCUUUAGAACCUCAUCAAUACGAAGAACAUCAUGAUUCAGUACCUGGCACCGAAGCUCUAGAAGGAUCUCCUCUGGCGUCGAGUGACAGCACUAGCGGUGCGGACUCCCGACCAGAGAACAACGGGCAGCUUAAUAAACAAAGCCGCCCGGGAACGUGCGUGAAAGAGGCCUACGACGGGAUUAUCGAAGAUCCUGUGGCAGCAAGCCAGCCCUUUGCUGCAGUGAAAGUUUGCAAGGGAACCAACCAGGACAUGGACUCUGGAGAUCCUCGCCCUGCCGUCCCAAUGGUACCUGAAGAAAACCCGCCGCGCUCUGACGCAGCACAAGGGGAUACAUCUGGUGGUGUGAAGGGAAGCUGCGCGCCUGUCCCAGCAGUAGUCGUCGAAGAAGCUGAUAAUAAUACGCCAUCGGAGGCCGCAGAAGAAGACGAGAGCAGCGAUGCAGAGGCAUGCUCUGAUGAUUCCUCGAGCGAACAAUCUCAUUCAGACACAAGCACCAGCACACAAUCCGACAGCCAAACCAAUAGCGGCGGGAUCCUAGAGACUGAUAAAGGCUUCAUCCGAUUGCCAAGUUUCAUAGAGUGGCAGGCUUGCGACCUUGACGAUGGCGACAACAAAUCUCUCUACACGUCCGUCCUAUCUGAUCAGGCACAAGCAGACUAUCCGGGUCGCGAAAAGGCCAGGAAGACUCGGGAAGAGUGCGACAGGAGGGCACGCCAGCUGGUGGAGCAGGUUCGCGUAGCUAAAGCUAAAUGGCAAAAGCACAUGCGCGCAGUAGACUACUUACACGACCACCUCCUGAUGGGUUGCGCAAGGCUGCCUAGCUCUGCGGACGAGCCGGAACAAGGCGCAGAUGAGGAAGAUUUCGGUGACGAGCAAGGCCAAGAGCCUGAUGAGGACGAAGGUCCCCCUAACGCCGCUCACAAAGAAAUCCCCACACACAGUCGAGCAAGCGAGAGGCUGCAGCAACUUUCACGUAAAGAGGCCUCUAACGAGAAUGAGAAUAAAACCGUACCGCCUUCGAUCUCCAUGAAGAGAGACCUCAUCGAGAAAGAACGAGCGCUCCGACGCGCCGAAGAGCAGCACAACCAACACCGCUUCACCUAUGGUCGCCAAUUCUGGGAGCACGUAAAAUCGCGAGACUGCGGUGCCGGCGUUGACUUGGCGGAGGAGUUCGGUCCAAUCUUCGUUCAACGCGGGCAAGAACUCAUACGUGCAUUCAAAAAUGCUGAAGCAGAGUACGAGGAAGCAGUUGCGCAGGCAGAGGAAGCUGGCGUGCAUCCCUCCGAAGAAGAAGAAGAAGAAGAAGCGAAAAGGCAGACGAACAUUUAUCUGGACAACGAGGAGCUUGCAGCAAUGGUGAUAGGUAAACAGGAGGACCGCAUUCACGCUUGGAGUAUGAAUCCUGUAACUCUUUCGCGACCACCUUCACCAGUAGCAGAUGCGAACAACCUCGAUACUGGAAACAGUAAGAUCUCCUAUGCAGAGAUCAAUAACCCCGCGCCGUUCAACCAGACCGGUUCGAAGGGCGAAAAUCCACCAGCUGUAGGGAACGAGCGAGCGGAGACACCAGUGCUUGAUAACAAUGGCGCGAGCAUGCGCGCUGAAAGAAAGCGCGCCACUAGUGCUUGUUCCGAUGCCAUCGAGCAUACUCCUCCCAGCGCCGUCGAUAUCUCGACAAAAGGUUCGAAUGACGCCUCCAUGAAACACAACGCCGAACCUAACUCGGCGGAAAACGUCCCGAAGCCGAUUUCUGCUGGACCCAUCAGCGGAAGAACACCCAUUGGAAAGCAUGACGACGCCCCCGACUUAGAAAAGGAGUUUCGUCUUCCUACAGAGAGCGGCAAAAUCGAACAGCUUGGGCUUCAUCCGCCCCACGUCGAGACACACGACGAGAACGAGAAAGACCGUUCACAAGAGCAUGAUGUGUCGGCUCCGAGCAUUCCUGGAAACCUGGUAGGCGGGCAUCCCGAAAAGUGCAGCUCUAGCGAAGAACCUAAACCAAAGAAGCAGCUCCAACCACGACGGCCCAUUGAUCUGCGCGAAGGCAAGGCCCUAUCUACAGGAGUACCUAGCGAGCACGACACCGAUGACAAAGCCAAGCGAGAUCAGGAUGGAACAUCAGAACCGAGCAAGGGGCUGGAAGCAGGCAUUCCCGAUAAAGGCGACGAAGCCAGCGGACAUGUAAAGGACCAUGUGGACGCGCUGGUGGACCAGCAAAACCCCCGGGAUCACACCCUGGAUUUGCAAGAAUCCGUCACGAAUACGAAGAAACGAGAAGGGCAGCCCAGCUCAAGCGAUACUACAGCACCAAACGAAGAAAAUGCGCUCCCACCAGAAGAUCCCAGCAAACGGGCAGACAGCAAGUGCCCCAACGAAGAUCAUCACGUCGCACAAAACGAGGACGCAGCGCCGCAUAGGAGUAUAGGAUCCCAAGAAGCUCCCAUCGACCAAAACGAAGACCCAGGCCUGGGCAAGCCAUCGAGUCCGCUUGUCUCCUCACACCACGGAACCACUCCCGAUGACGGCGUGGAGUCCUGCCAUCUCCCUCCAUCCACCUCCGAAAAGCACAACGAAGAACUCUCGCCUGAUGAUAUGGAGUGGGAUUCAAUAGGCUCCCCACUUAGUAGCUCGCCCCCGGCCCCUGUCAUUGGAAAGCGAAAGCGAGAUUCUGCUGAGGAAGGACCAGGCUCGUUCGGUGUUUUUGUAAGCAGAAGUGUGGUUGCCGAGGGGAGUAAGAGGAGGAUGAUCGAUGACUGGGCGAGGAAGAUGCGUGGGGGGCACUACUGA
Trematosphaeria pertusa is the source of this 3407-nucleotide messenger RNA. RefSeq lists its product as uncharacterized. The record is from RefSeq and is a predicted model, not a curated record. The transcript is spliced from 2 exons. The coding region runs from base 225 to 3407 and encodes 1060 amino acids. NCBI's taxonomy places the organism in Eukaryota, Fungi, Ascomycota, Dothideomycetes, Pleosporales, Trematosphaeriaceae.